Molecule: messenger RNA, 3594 nt
Organism: Guillardia theta CCMP2712
Lineage: Eukaryota; Cryptophyceae; Pyrenomonadales; Geminigeraceae
Exons: 5
Coding region: 1-3594 (1197 amino acids)
Molecular function (GO): protein binding
Source: RefSeq, a predicted model, not a curated record
AUGGAUCGUCGGCAGCUCAUCGCCAUUACUUUGGCCUUUGUGUGCUUGGGGAUCUUGAUAGCUGAACUGCUCGUCUACAACAUCGGCAGAAGCUUAAGGAUCCUCAAGGAGCCGCCGCAAUGGGGGCUGACCAAGUUCCUGAUGCGCCUCGGGCUCCUGCGAGCGAGGGGAAGGAAUGAGCUGCCGCCGCCGAAGAUGACGAAGGAGGAGAAGUUCGUCAUGGUGGUGACCAUUCUUGAGCUGGCCCUGGGACUGGUCAACUUCGUCGCAGCAUGGCUUGCCACGAGCUUGCCGCUGUAUGGCAUCCAGAAGACUUGCGAUUACGGGAUAGAGAUGGAGAACAAGUGCUCUGACAUGCAGAAGGGUUGCAACCUGAGGUGCGGGGGGCCAGACUUCAAGACCUGCGGGUCUCAGACCUGCAAUGUGGACUUCUGCUCUCAAAACUUCGGCCUGAUCUUGGAGGUGUGCCCACUGAGAGGUUAUGUGCCGAUCGCCGACGCUUCUGACUUGUGGAGCAAGCUGAACAACGAGAUCACAAACGUCCAGUGUAUCGCCAACCUCAUCGGUGUCCUCUUGUCUUGGGCCAUCGUCGCCGUUCCGGGCCUUCUUGCAGCUCUCCGCACGUCAGUGGAAGCUCUGAUGUUUGCCAACAUGUCUUCGGCGUGCUGCUCUCCCCUCUUCCUGGGGCUGGGACUCUGGAUUAUCAUGUACACCAAACAGAUCAAAGACGCGUGCGGGAAGCAUCCCAAUAGCCCCACGCUCUCGUGCAGUGACUCGAUCGCCGAGGGCCUCUUCGAUGCGCUGUGCGCACAGAACGACUUCGGGAUAGGGCUGACGGAGUCCUACAUCCUGCUGUCCUCCGUCACCCUCAUCAUCCAAGGGUUCGCUUGCGCCAUCUUCUCCACGGUGAUGUACCUACAGCGGAACGCGUUCGUGGCGCACAACAAGAGGAGGCUGGAGCUGUUCAAGAGCGCGGUCUCGUUCGAAGAGAUGAUUCGGAGCGAGAAGAGGCAGAACGCGCAGCGGCAGCAGGAGCGAAACAUAAUCGACAAGACUCUCGUCUUCAACGAAGGGUUCGUCCAGUUCCCCGGGCUGCUGCAGAUCUUCAAGGGCCACACCCGGGGCGUGAGCUGCAUGCAAGUGGUAGAGUUCAACGGCAGGUCGUGCAUGAUCACAGGCAGCCAGGACGGCAGCAUCUUGAUCUGGUCGAUGGAGACAGGUACCUACCUUCGCAGGAUCUCCGCGCACUUCUCCUCGGUGGUCGGCGUGAAGGCCUUCUGGAAGUUUGACGUCAACCGGCAGUGCAGGAAGUCGCGGGUGAUGUACAAGACGACAUCCCCCAUGUGGGACGAGACGGAUGCUCAAACGUUCCACAUCAAGUCGGACAACCAGCUCAUCUGGGUCAACCUCUAUGACGCGAAGAGGUAUGGCAACGACGAGCUGAUCGGAACUUGCACGUUCCUCCUCUCGGAAUACAAGAAAUCUUCCAGAGAUUUCACGAACGUUUUGUCUUUGAAGUUGUACGACUUGUCCGAGUUCGCUGGGCAGACGACGCAGGAAACUUCUGACAAGCCGAUGGAAAGUCACCAGAUCUUCUCCUAUGGCAAGUUGGUCGCCGGGAUGAGCAGCCAGCCUGAGAGCAACAAGACGUCUGGACUUCCGCCUGCUGUCCCGUUGGUGGGAACGAUCGUGUUGAGGCUGGACUACAAGGAAGAUCCGAAGAGCUUCAGCCUGGUCCCCUUUGAAGCCAGGAUCAUGACGGAGGGUUUCCUCUCCUCUUGCAACCCUUACCUCCAGUUCAACGUGGAGGAGACUCCGAGCCAACACUUCGUGUCGGCGGGAGAUGACGAGUGCAAGCUGUGGUGCAUGGAGACCGGGAGGUGCCAGAUGGUGUACAAGGGCCACUCGAACCUCGUGACGUGCGUCGAGGUGCUGAGAGUGAUGAACAGGGACGGGGAGAGGAACUUCCUCCUUUCUGGCUCUCAGGACUGUACCGUCCGCCUCUGGAGCAUGCUCAAGGGAACGUGUCUGAAGAUCUUCACAGGGCACCUCGACUCCGUGACUUCCCUCUGCAUCCACAACAAGUUGGACAAGGAGGAGGAGCAAGUGGACUACACGGACUACCAGGAGGACGUGGAGGUGAGGAUGAAGCUCCGGUGCAGGGAGAGGGAGAGCGCGGAUCGCAUCUCCUACACCGUCGACGUCAACAUCGAGAGGCUGCGAAACACGCAGAGGCUGGUCGACAAGGACGUGAAGAGCGUGUGGCUGACAGUUGCGUGCGGCUCCUCCUCCUUCUCCACCAGGUCGAGCUCUCUCCGAUCCAACUGGAUCUUCGAGGAGAAGUACACCUUCGAGGAAGUGAGCAAGUUGGACCAGCUGGUCUUCGUCCUCUAUGCUGGGGGGAAGCUGGGGAUGAAGAAGUACCUGGGAUACGUCGAGUUCGAGGCAGAGGAGGUCAUAGCUAACGGAGGGGAGGAGGUGGACGAGGACUGGUACCCCGUCAGCUUCUUCCCUAGGAGCAGCUUCUCCCUCUUCACCGGCACGGGGAACGCGGAGGGCAAGGUUCGGAUGUUCGACGUCCGGACGGCCGUCUGCGUCACGGAGGCAGGGGCGCAUUCGAGCAUGGUCAGCGCCCUGGUGAUCGCGGACAUGUACGGGAAGCAGAGGCUCUUCAGCUCCUCCUGGGACCGCACGAUCAAGAUCUGGAAGUUCACCCCGAGCUCCAUGGAGUGCGUCCGCAGCAUCGCGCUGGAGACUGACGUGCUGAGCAUCUGCGUCGACCGCCUGCAGACCCCCUACACGUGGGUCAUCACCGGAUGCAGCGACUGCACUGCCAAGAUGGUGAAGCUGCCGGUGGAGGACGUCGGGAGCUCGCGGUGGAAGAAGGUGCUGGGGAGCAUGCUUGACAGCCCGAGGCUCUUCUUCGUCAUCAUGACUUGCAUCCUGGUGGACAUGAUGUCCGGGAUCCUGACGGACUUCGCCAUCUCCUCGGACAGGAAGGACUGCUUCGGGAGAGAUUCCUACGUCUCCCUUGCCAUCACAGGCUCCAUCCUUGCUUUCUUCCUCAUCGAGCUCCUCCUGCGCAUGCUCGUUCACGGCAAGAGCUUCUUCGUCCCCUGCUCCAACUGCCUGUGGAACUACCUCGAGGUCCUCAUCAUUACCGUCAGCAUCGCCGUUGUCGCCUUCAAGGCUUACAGUGACUGGACCACGAGCGUCCCAGCAGGAGCAGAGCACCCGGUGAUCAGCUGCCACAACCACCCCGAACUGUGCGGAGACGCCUGCGCCACCACCACCACCACCACCACCACCUCCACCUCCUCCUCCUCCUCCUCCUCCUCGCCGAUCAAUCUCAAGGCCAUGCAGAAGUCUUUUACAGCUGCGAGGAUCAUCUCGAGAAUCGCCAUCGGUCUCAGGAUCCUCCGCAUCAUCGCAAAGGCCUCGCAGCUCGCUCGCUCCUACCUCGGCAAGACAGUUGCGACGUUCCAUGGGCACGAGAAGCGGGUGAACGUGGUGGCUGUGGCAGGAGGAAGGGAGCAGCGGAUCUUGACAGGCUCGGAGGACGGAUACGUCCGCCUAUGGGAUGUGGCGUCUUGA